AUGCCGGGAAGCCAUGAUCAAAGAUUGGGCCUAGUGAUUCCUCCAGGGCGGGUGCGCUUACAGCCGUCUCCGGAGGACGGCUACGCGUGGUCUGCGUCCAACUCCAAGGAACAUCUUCUGAAGACGAACCUGGGCCGUGGCACGGUAGGCCUCUACCAAGACAUAAUAGAUGAGCUCGGCAAAUCUAUUGAAGCUGUGACCCCACCAUCCCUACAGCUAUCGGUAGUCGGCAACGGUAAAGCCUCGAGUAUAGAAGGCCCCAAACAUGUCGUGGAAUCUUUCACGGAAACUAUACAGCGAUUGGAGUGCAAUAACCAGAUUGUUUCCUUAGAGCUUGAGCGCGCCAGCACCCGCGCCGAGGAUUUGCUGAGCAAAAACCAAGAGCUGGAGGCCAUGGUUUGCCGUCUCCAAGAGGAGCUUGGAUGCUCUCAUACCUCAAUUGAACAGAUGAGUGGGGAAAUAAAGCGGUUGAGGGAUGCAAUCUCCCAAACUAUGAAUCUGUUCCGCAAUUGUCAGCCAAGGGAUGGGGAAUCCGUUACACAGCUGGUGGAAGAAGCUCAAUGCAUGGAAAUCUUGUAA
Penicillium longicatenatum is the source of this 579-nucleotide messenger RNA. RefSeq lists its product as uncharacterized. The coding region runs from base 1 to 579 and encodes 192 amino acids. The transcript has 3 exons. The record is from RefSeq and is a predicted model, not a curated record. Lineage: Eukaryota; Fungi; Ascomycota; Eurotiomycetes; Eurotiales; Aspergillaceae.